This is a messenger RNA of Pantherophis guttatus, 2634 nucleotides long. The record is from RefSeq and is a predicted model, not a curated record. Lineage: Eukaryota; Metazoa; Chordata; Lepidosauria; Squamata; Colubridae.
AUGCCCCAUCCCCGUCCUCCAGCUCUGCUGCACAUGCUGGACAAGCAUCCUGACCUUGGAGUGAAGUCUCUGCCGUGUCAUUCAGGUGAACCCAUACCUGUUCCAAAUGAAUGGUACCAGCAAGGGGACUUUGUCAUUGGUGGGAUGGUAUCCAUGGCUAACUACCAAUUUAAUGAAGUUUCAUUUCAGCAGCAUCCCUCUGAGGAGUAUUUUGAACAUCCAGACGUGCUAACAAAAUUCUACCAGCAUGUCCUUUCCUUGGUCUUUGCUGUGAAGGAGAUCAAUGAGAAUCCAGAAAUCUUGCCCAAUGUCACUCUUGGCUUCUCCAUUCACGAUAGCUACUACAAUGCCAUAAUGACCUAUCGAACUACGAUGGAUCUGCUUUUCAGAUCAGAGAGAUUUGUCCCCAACUAUAAAUGUGACACCGGGAGAAAUCUCAUUUCUAUCAUAGGAGGGUACAGCUUUGGAACUUCCUCCUACAUCGCACAUCUCGUGAAGUUUUACAAGAUUCCACAGCUCACAUAUGGAUCCUUUACUCCACAAGAUGUUCAUAGCACAGAGAUUCCCUUCUAUUACUCUGUGGUCCCAAAUGAGUCUUCGCAGUACAUUGGGAUAAUCCGACUGCUUCAAUAUUUUGGGUGGAGAUGGGUUGGGCUCUUUGCUAUUGAUAACACUGAAGGAGAACAUUUUUUGGAGACCAUGGAGUCCCUUUUUUCCAAGCAUGGAAUCUGCUCUGCUUGUAUGGAGAGAAUUCCAUAUUUAACCUAUUGGGAUAAACUUUUUGAGAUGUUUAAGACAUUUAAUAAUAUUUAUAAACACAUAAUUGAUGAAAAGAUCAAGAUCUUUAUCAUCUGCGGAGAAUCUUUGACAAUCGCAUGGUUAACGAAUAUCAUUUUUGGGUUGGAUCCUGGACAUGAACAGACUACCUUGGGAAAAGUAUGGAUCAUGACUGCCCAGAUGGAUUAUUUAUUAACAGGAAUGAAUAAAAAAUGGGAUCGGCAGUUCUUUGAUGGUUCCAUUUGCUUUACAAUUCACUCAAAAGAAAUUCCAGGGUUUAAGGAAUUCUUGAAGUUCCUAAAACCUCCUUGGAUUCCAGGAGAUGGAUUUUUCCCACUUUUCUGGGAACAAGUGUUUGAUUGUUUAUUGCCAUCUCCUUCUUUGACCAAACUGGAUGAACACAUCUGUACCGGAAAGGAGAAGCUAAGGGACAUUCCUGGUGCUCUUUUUGAGGUGGAGCUGUCUGGGCACAGCUAUAGUGUCUAUAAUGCUGUCUAUGUAUUGGCUCAAGCUUUACAUGCUCUCCACUUACGUCGAUCUAACCACAAGCAUUUUUUGAGGCAUAAAUCAUCAGAAUUUGAAGAAUCACAACAAUGGCAGCUCCACCAGUUUCUUAGAGGCAUGAUAUACAACAAUUCUCUUGGAGAAACAUUGACUUUUUAUGAUCAAAAGAAGAUGGAAGGUGGAUUUGAUAUCGCAAACAUAGUUGUCUUUCCCAAUUCCACUUUCCAGAGACGCAAGAUUGGAAAAGUGGAUCCUGAUUCCGUAAAAGGACAGGAAUUAGUCAUUAAUGAGGACAUGAUUGUUUGGCAUAGAUCAUUUAACCAGGUGCUCCCCAUUUCUCUGUGUAAUGAAUAUUGUCACCGUGGAUAUCAGAAAAGGAAGAAGGAAGGAAAAAAAUUCUGCUGUUAUGAUUGUGUUCCAUGCCCAGAGGGGAAAAUCUCCAAAGAGAUGGACACUGUUGCUUGCUUUCAAUGUCCUGAUGAUCAAUACGCAAACCAUAAGAAAGAUGGAUGCAUCAUGAAAACAAUUAGCUUCUUGUCUUAUAAAGAACCUUUAGGAAUCAUUUUAACCACUGUUGCUACUUUAUUUUUCCUCACUACAACAUGGGUGUUGGGAACAUUUAUUAAGCACAAAGACAGUCCCAUUGUCAAAGCCAACAACCGGGAUCUCACUUACACUCUCCUCAUCUCCCUUCUGUUCUGCUUCCUCUGCCCUUUGCUCUUUAUUGGACAACCUGGGAGAGACACCUGUCUCCUCAGACAGUCUGCAUUUGGCCUCACCUUCUCAUUGUCCAUCUCUUGUGUGUUGGCCAAAACUAUCCUUGUUUCUCUCGCCUUCAAGGCCACCAAGCCAGGAUCUCGGAUAAGGUCAUGGGUGGGGAAAAGACUGGCUGUUUCUAUUGUCCUUCUCUGCUCUCUAUUCCAAGCAAGCAUCUGUAUUGUUUGGUUAUCCACCUCUCCCCCAUUCCCAGAAUUAGACAUGCAUUCAACAACUGAAGAAAUGGUCCUACAAUGCAAUGAGGGGUCAGUUGUUAUGUUUUAUUGUGUCCUGGGCUAUAUGGCCCUCCUUUCAUUUGCCAGCUUCAUUGUGGCUUUCCAGGCUCGUAAACUUCCUGACAGCUUUAAUGAAGCCAAGUUCAUCACCUUCAGCAUGUUGGCUUUCUGCAGUGUGUGGGUCUCCUUUGUCCCAACGUACCUGAGCACCAGGGGAAAAGCCAUGGUGGCUGUGGAGAUCUUCUCCAUUUUGUCCUCCAGUGCUGGGCUCCUAGGUUGCAUCUUUUUCCCCAAGUGUUACAUUAUUGUAUUUAGGUCUGAUUUAAAUAACAGAGAACAAUUGAUAAGAAGAUUUGUUUAA